Messenger RNA from Mercenaria mercenaria, 4108 nucleotides. RefSeq names its product 4-aminobutyrate aminotransferase, mitochondrial-like. Gene Ontology annotation, biological process: GABA catabolic process. Gene Ontology annotation, molecular function: pyridoxal phosphate binding. Bases 209 to 1708 code for a protein of 499 amino acids. The record is from RefSeq and is a predicted model, not a curated record. NCBI's taxonomy places the organism in Eukaryota, Metazoa, Mollusca, Bivalvia, Venerida, Veneridae. The transcript is spliced from 13 exons. Gene Ontology annotation, cellular component: mitochondrion.
AAUCGGAGAAAUCACUUCUGACUAGGAGAUAAUUUGUACUGAAAAACAAAACAUACUGAACCAUUUUUUCAUGUGUGUAGUGUACUCUCGAAGGCCAGCUAACCGAGUUAUAUUCUCUAUAUAAGCGGAGAAAAAACAUUUGGUCUUAAAUUUAUUGUAGCUUGCACUAACACUUAUUACUGCAUUUACUUUAUUCCUCGGAUGAAAAAUGUCGGUAACUAGGAGACUCAAUGUGUUGCUAAGGAAAAUACAGGAAACUGUAACUGUCAGUGAUAGACAUGUAUUGGCAGUCGCCCGCCAGCCCAGCACGGAUUUGGCUGAACCCAGUGAACCUAGGGUUGUUACCGACAUCCCCGGACCAAAGUCAAAACAACUGAUUCAAGAGCUAGACCAGAUACAGAAUGUUGGCGCAGUUCAUUUUUUCUGUGACUAUGACAGCAGUCAUGGCAACUACUUGGCUGAUGUAGACGGCAACGUUCUGUUGGACUUGUUCACGCAGAUUUCGUCUGUACCUCUUGGUUACAACCAUCCAGCAUUGAUCAAUGCCGUGUCCAAACCUGAAAAUAUGUCCACAUUCGUAAACCGUCCAGCCCUGGCAGUCUAUCCUCCCGCAGACUGGGUAUCAAGGCUACAGAAUGCUCUUGUAUCUGUUUGCCCACCAGGUAUGACCAACGUACAGACAAUGGCAUGUGGAACUUGUUCUGUGGAACAUGGUCUUAAAGCUAUUUUUAUAAAAUAUAUGAGUGACCAGAGAGGAGGGAAAGCCCCGGACAAGGAGGCUCUGGAGUCAUGCCUAGUUAACAAGGCACCAGGAUCACCCCCUCUCUCCAUUCUUUCAUUCAAUGGAUCAUUCCAUGGAAGAACAAUGGGCGCUCUAGCUUGCUCUCACUCUAAGUGGAUACACAAGUUGGAUUUUCCGGUACCAGACUGGCCUCUCGUCCGAUUCCCAAACCUAAAAUACCCGCUAGAAGAAUAUGUUGCGGAAAACAGGGCAGAGGAAAACAAGAUCCUAGAAGAGGUGGAAGACAAGAUAGAGGAAUAUAACAAGAAAGGCCAACCUGUUGCCGGGAUAGUUGUAGAACCUGUACAAUGUGAAGGGGGAGAUGUCUUCGCAACGGGAGAAUUUUUCCAGGGACUCAGGGAUAUAACUAACAAGAGAGGUUUAGGAUACCUCAUGGACGAGGUACAGACGGGAUGUGGAGCAACAGGAAAAUUCUGGGCACAUGAACAUUUCAACCUGACUGAUUCCCCUGAUAUUGUUACAUUCAGUAAGAAAAUGUUGACUGGAGGAUUCUACAAGAAGGAAUCUUUCAAACCUAAAGAGGGAUUCAGGAUUUUUAACACAUGGGUAGGUGAUCCCAGCAAGAUUGCUCUGUUGGAAGAAGUUGUCAAAGUAAUUAAAGAGGAAAAUUUAUUACACAGUAUGAAGGUCACUGGGGACUACCUUCUAUCUGGACUCAAGCUUAUGCAGGCCAAAUAUCCAGAAAUAUUAUCAAAAUCUCGGGGACUCGGAACACUGUGUGCUAUCGACUGUAACAAUACUGCUACGAGAGAUAAAGUGAUGGCAAAUCUUCGUAAGAAAGGAAUUCACACGGGUGCCUGUGGAGAGACGUCUCUGAGGUUUAGAACAACUUUGCUCUUCCAGAACAAACACGUUGACGUGUUCAUGGAACGAUUUGAUGACGUCCUGUCCGAACUCAGCAAGUGAAGCGACGCAUUUUGUUCAUGAUCUCAGCAAGUACAUGGACUCUUUGUUAGAAUUCUUUGAAUUGAACAAUGUAAGGCUUGGAUGAAGCACAAAGACGGGAAUCGUGUAAGGUAUUGAACUGUAAUUAUUGAACUGUGAGGAGAUUGUAUACUUUCAGCAGAUAUGACAGUAUUUCAAGAACUUAUACAGACUGGCGGGGAAUUGAGAUUUUAACAUUUUUAGCUCACCUGAGCACAAAGUGCUCAAGGUGAGCUUUUGUGAUCGCUCUGUGUCCGUCGUCCGUCGUCGUCAACAAUUUGACUGUUAACACUCUAGAGGUCACAAUUUUGGUCCAAUCUUAAUGAAACUUGGUCAGAAUGUUACCCGCAAUAACAUCUUGGACGAGUUCGAUAUUGCGUCAUCUGGGUUCAAAAACUAGGUCACCAGGUUAAAUCAAAGGAAAAGCUUGUUAACACUCUAGAGGUCACAAUUUUGGCCCAGUCUUCAUGAAACUCGGUCAGAGUGUUACCUUUAAUAAAAUCUCGGACGAGUUUGAUAUUGGGUUAUCCAGGGUCAAAAACUAGGUCACCAGGUCAAAUCAAAGGAAAAGCUUGUUAACACUGUAGGGGCCACAUUUAUGACUGUAUCUUCAUGAAAUUUAGUCAGAAUGUUAAUCUUGAUGAUUUCAAGGUCCAGUUUGAAUCUGGGUUAUGUAGGAUCAAAAACUAGGUCACCAGGUCAAAUCAAAGGAAAAGCUAGUUAACACUCUAGAGGCCACAUUUAUGACCAUAUCUUAAUGAAUCUUGGCCAGAAUGUUAAUCUUGAUGAUAUAUAGAUCAAGUUAAAAUCUGGGUAAGAUGGGGUCAAAAACUGGGUCACUAGGUCAGAUCAAAGGAAAAGUUUGUUAACACUCUAGAGGCCACAUUUAUUACUGUAUCUUCAUGAAACUUAGGAAGAUUGUUAAUCUUGAUGAUCUUUAGAUUAAGUUUGAAUCUGGGUCUUAUGGGAUAAAAAUCUAGGUCACCAGGUCAAAUCAAAGGAAAAGCUAGUUAACACUCUAGAGGUCACAAUUUUGGCGCAAUCUUAAAGAAACUUGGUCAGAAUGGUUCCCUCAAUAAAAUCUUGGACGAGUUUGAUAUUGGCUCAUCUGGGAUCAAAAACUAGGUCACCAGGUCAAAUCAAAGGGAAAGCUUGUUAAUACUGUAGAUGCCACAUUUAAGACUGUAUCUUCAUGAAACUUGGUCAGAAUUUUAAUCUUGAUGAUCUCAAGGUCCAGUUUGAAUCUGGGUCAUGUAGGGUCAAAAACUAUGUCACCAGGUCAAAUCAAAGAAAAAACUAGUUAACACUCUAGAGGCAACAGUUAUGACCAUAUCUUAAUGAAAUUUGGUUAGAAUGUUAAUCUUGAUGAUUCCUAGGUCAGGUGAGCGAUACAGGGCCUUCGUGGCCCUCUUGUUUGUUAAGGAAUAGUUGUUUUAUCCGGUUAGAAAUAUUAGUGUAAAUGUUAAUAUGUGUCAUGCAUAUAAAUUUUGUAUUUAGUACAUGUACAACAAAAACUGCUUUAAUUUAGAUAUUUUUUCAGAUUGUUUUAAUUAUACGUAGUAAAUACAUGUUACGUGUAUUGUAUUUUUGUAAAUACAUAUUUCACACCUUAGAAAGGUAUAUUUUUAGUGAUUAUACAUGUGUAUGCAAUAAUUAGAUCAUACAUAUCAAAUAUUAUAAUAUCACAAAUAUUACGAAUAUUUUUCAUACUUUUAGCACAAAUACAUAAUUUUCUCACAACUAAAUAAUUUUGUCACAAUAGGCAUAUAAUAUAAAUGCUACAUGAAGUAUGAAAUAUCAACGAAAAGUCCAUACGUGACCAUUCUCGCAUACCAGAGGUUUACUAUAGUUCCCUAGUUACUCGUUUGGUUCUGUUGGAUGAGAAUGCUACAUGACAAACUCCGUUUGUUUAGAAAUCUGUAAGAAUUUUAACUGAUUAUAGUUAAAAUUCAAAUCAACAUGCGUCCUUCUAUACAUUUUUUUCUUUGAUGGUUAUACCCUUUGACGUAGCAUACAAUGUAAUGCUCUUAGAUAGUUCCUUAGGGAUAUUGCACGAAAUACUCGUGAAAGAAAUCUGACAAUAUGUGAUUAUUUUCGACCAGUCAGAUGAGUUUGGAACAAAUCCACUGACUUUAUAUUUGAUUGUUUGCAACAUAUGAUACACAUGAUCAACCCACCGAGCGAUCUCUUAUCAUUCCUUUAUACAGACUUCUGGAAUUUUGAAUUUUAAUGUGGUUGAUCAGAUAGAUGUAAAAGACAAAAUUAAUGGAUAACUUACAUAUGACACCACUUUUAUAAUUUAUACAGAAUAUAGUAUGAAUAGAGAAAUAUGUAUUGUAUAUAUGAAUUGUUUGCGAAAUAAAACACUUUUUCUUUUCUGAA